AUAAUUGACUUUUAGCAAAAAGAAGAAAACAUCCUUUCAAUUUCAUAACUUCCAUUUGCCGUGAAAUGCCCGCCUCUCUCCCUCUCAACAAUUCUCCGGCAUUAACAACUCCGUUUCCCAACCACCACACACCACCAUACUAAACCACCACCACCAUGGGCAACUGCACCACCUGUCUCCGCCCCGACCCACCGGAAUCCAAACACUACCAACCACCUCCAACCCCCCAAGACAAAAGAAAGUCCCCCCAUCACAAACAAAAACGACCCAACCCAUACGCGGAAACCCCGGUACCCAUCCGGGUUUUAACCGAUUUCUCCCAAUUCGCAACUCACCGGACCCGAAUCUCCGACAAGUACAUACUGGGCCGGGAGUUGGGCCGGGGGGAGUUUGGAGUGACAUAUCUUUGUACCGACAGAGAAACUAAACAAGCGUUUGCGUGUAAAUCAAUCUCGAAGAAGAAAUUAAGAACAGCUGUUGAUGUGGAGGAUGUCCGGCGAGAGGUGGCGAUCAUGUCGACGUUGCCGGAGCAUCCGAAUAUUGUGAAGCUUCGUGCUACUUAUGAGGAUCAUGAAGCGGUUCAUUUGGUUAUGGAGCUUUGUGAAGGUGGUGAGCUUUUUGAUCGGAUUGUUGCUAGAGGACAUUAUAGUGAACGUGCGGCUGCCGGAAUUGCUAAGACGGUGGCGGAGGUGGUUAAGAUGUGUCAUGAGAAUGGAGUGAUUCAUCGGGAUUUGAAGCCGGAGAAUUUUUUGUUUGCUAAUAAGAAGGAGAAUUCGGCUUUGAAAGCUAUUGAUUUUGGGCUUUCUGUGUUCUUCAAACCAGGGCAAAGAUUUUCUGAAAUUGUGGGUAGCCCUUACUACAUGGCACCAGAGGUUUUGAAGCGAAAUUACGGGCCAGAAGUUGAUAUAUGGAGUGCCGGAGUUAUUCUUUAUAUAUUGUUAUGCGGGGUUCCUCCAUUUUGGGCAGAAACCGAACAGGGUGUCGCUUUAGCAAUUCUUCGAGGCGUUAUUGAUUUCAAGAGAGAACCAUGGCCCCAAAUUUCUGAAAAUGCUAAAAGUCUCGUUAAACAGAUGUUAGAACCAGAUCCCAAGAAGCGAUUAACCGCCCAACAGGUUCUUGAACAUCCGUGGAUACAAAACGAGAAGAAAGCUUCAAAUGUUCCGUUGGGAGAUAUCGUGAGAACGAGACUCAAGCAAUUCUCAGUGAUGAAUAGGUUCAAAAAGAAAGCAUUAAGAGUGAUUGCAGAGCACUUGUCUAUUGAAGAAGUUGAAGUAAUUAAAGAUAUGUUUACAUUGAUGGACUCUGAUGGCGAUGGAAAAGUGACAUUCGAUGAACUUAAAGCCGGAUUAAAGAAAGUCGGUUCACAAUUGGCUGAACCCGAGAUUCGAUUGCUCAUGGAUGUGGCCGAUGUUGAUGGCAAUGGAGUACUUGAGUACGGAGAGUUCGUAGCAGUAACCAUUCAUUUGCAAAAGAUGGAGAAUGAUGAACAUCUUCGAAGAGCGUUUAUGUUUUUUGAUAGGGAUGGAAGUGGUUAUAUUGAGCUUGAUGAGCUAGAACAAGUGUUAUAUGAACCGGGUCAAGCAGACAUCCAAGUACUUAAUGAAAUCAUGAAAGAAGUCGAUACAGACAAGGAUGGUCAAAUUAGUUUCGAGGAAUUCGUCGCAAUGAUGAAGGCGGGAACUGAUUGGAGGAAGGCAUCACGGCAAUACUCAAGAGAGAGAUUCAAGAGCUUAAGUGUUAACUUGAUGAAGGAUGGAUCGUUGCGGCUUGAUGAUGGGUUAACCGGUCAAAGUGUUAUAGUUUGAGCUUUGAAGUAACGAAGUCCACGGUAUUCUUUCAUUUUGUUUGUCUUCCGGUUGAAUGGGAUUUGCAUGUCGGGGCUAGAGGAGUUUGUUGCAAAAGGGUUGUGGAUUCGGCUUUUGUUUUAAGCUGUAUAUAUUUAUAUGUUUCUGUUGUAUAAAUGUAAUCGGUUUCUUUUUGGCUUGUUUCAUGGCUAAUCUGGCUUAUUUCUGAAAUUUUAACUUGUUAUAUUUUUUGGCUUUCUUUAUAAGUGUAUUGAUGAUAUGAAUACAAAGAAAUUUGUUUGUUUGGAUGUU
This is a messenger RNA of Helianthus annuus (common sunflower), 2096 nucleotides long. Its product is annotated as calcium-dependent protein kinase 30-like. Gene Ontology annotation, molecular function: calcium-dependent protein serine/threonine kinase activity; calcium/calmodulin-dependent protein kinase activity; ATP binding. Gene Ontology annotation, cellular component: nucleus; cytoplasm. Bases 156 to 1805 code for a protein of 549 amino acids. The transcript is spliced from 7 exons. Lineage: Eukaryota; Viridiplantae; Streptophyta; Magnoliopsida; Asterales; Asteraceae. The record is from RefSeq and is a predicted model, not a curated record. Gene Ontology annotation, biological process: intracellular signal transduction; peptidyl-serine phosphorylation; protein autophosphorylation.